Molecule: messenger RNA, 3323 nt
Organism: Capsicum annuum
Lineage: Eukaryota; Viridiplantae; Streptophyta; Magnoliopsida; Solanales; Solanaceae
Product: pentatricopeptide repeat-containing protein At5g39350
Exons: 2
Coding region: 2094-3092 (332 amino acids)
Biological process (GO): RNA modification
Molecular function (GO): protein binding; RNA binding
Source: RefSeq, a predicted model, not a curated record
CUUUGACACUCGAGCUGUUUCACUCAAAGCCAUGAUUUACUUGUUAGACUUGAUUCUAUUGAGGGUGAUGAUCCAUUAAUCAGAGAUGGUAAAAGGUCAAUAAGCAAUGAAUUGGCUCGAUUUGUGAAGGCAAUUAAUGGGGUUACCAUAAUCUCAAGUAGAGUAGGGAAGAAUGUGAGAGGUGGCAAUAAAGCUAGGGUCUUUUCCAGUGACCGCAAAAUAAAAUUUGACACGAAUCAUAACGAAGCCAUUGAUAAGUUUGUUGCAUCAGUGAAUGAAUCAGAAGACGAAGAGGAAGAAGAGGAGGAUCAGCAAAAUACUAGGUUGUCUGAUACUGAAAAAUCUGGCGUUUUACGAACUAGAGGUGGUGGUUUGACCAGAAGUCACGGUGGGGUUAAACCCAAACGAAAGAAAUCAGUGACCUUUGCAGAGAAUGGAGGUGCUUACAGAGUUCUCCAUAGUUCCCCAAAGCCAGCUUCAGUGGGGAAUGUUAAUGAGCAAGAAUCUUUUGAUGAUGAGAUAGAGCUGAUAAAAAACCUCAACAAACGGGUUGAAAAACUUGGCAAGGCAUCCAAGGAUUGUCAAGUUGCUGAACCAGAAGUAAUGAUAAUGAAAGGGAUGUGAGAGAUGAGAGUGAUAAGAGAUCGAAAAUGAGAGUUUCCUCUUCUCAGCACCAUUGCCUGUGAAGAUGGUGUUAGGAUCGAUUACCUUCACACACACUAGAUCUAGUGGAAGAAAUGAAGAAAAUAGAGAGAUAUUUCUUGAGGAGAGAGAAUGAAGAGAGAGAAAUAUUUCGUGAUAACACCUCGUGGGUGUAAACUCCAAAGCAAAACAGUACAUCAUGCUCCACACCUAACAAGGUAGAGCUGCCGAUCACAUCAACAGGAAAAAGGGUGUCAAAAUAGUUGGCAAUUGAAUAGUUUCCAAACAAGAUCAAGGUUUGAACUUUGCUCUCCUCAGGAUCUGUUGAGCAUUUACAGUUAGGUGGAAGUUAGGCUUCUGCAGUUCUUGGGAAUUAUUUGUUAUUGUUAGUAAUGAUUGUUUAGAUGAGUACUGUUAGUUUUGAUAUGGAGAGUUCAUCUGUUUUGGGGUACUAAAUUUGAGAAGUUUUUUUCUCUGCCAUUGUUGUAUGGAUAGGAGAUCGUUUGGGUGUAAUGGCCUUGUUAUGAAGUCUUUAAUGAUUAGAGUUGAAGAGGUCACCAUCUUAUUCAACAUAAAUCUAACAGGUGGCUAUUUCCUGUAGAGUGCAUCAAGUGUCAUUGGAACUUAAGAAAUAAAUCAAACUUUUGAACUAAUUUGUUGUCCCCAAAGCAACAGUACAUUUUAUCUCUACCUUUUAUUAAAGAAGAAUGUUGAGAAUGCAUAAACAAACUUACAUGUAAUUAGCUUAAGAAAGUCAAAAAGGUUUAUAUCUUGGAAGGGAGUCAUUCUAUAAGUUAAUCAAGAGAUUCGAAGAGCCUAAAACUCCCAAAUUAAGUAGUGAUAAUCUGUAAGAUGUAUGUCUGUUGAGCUUUCACCAGAUAACUUGCAGAUUACUUUAAAAGAGAACCAAAAAAUCGAAACUUCUGGUAUUUGCAGUACGAGGAACAUUCUCUAUAGUAGUUUGUUAUGCAAUAUUUAAAAUAUUUGAACUUCAUCUUGGAAAAAAGAAAUCAAUUUCGUGUCUUUAUCUAAGAAAGCAAUCCUUGUGAGACUGAUACACUACGCUAGGUAUGUUGUUGGCUGAACAAAAAAUUGUUUUGGUCAGUGUAGGAGAAUUGUAUUUGUUUUGCAUAUAACCGUAGAAACUUACCUACCAUGACCGAAGAUAGUCAUACAAAUACAUAUGUUGUAAUUCAUGAAUGGCCCAUCUUUGCCAUUGUCGAAGAAAUUGACAAACCCUUAAACGAGUCAUUGAAACAACUGCCACAGCAGAAGCGCAAUGCAAGUCUCUACUAGAAAACUGCGCCAAAACCAAAUCUUUAAGAACUACCAAGUGCGUUCACGCCCAUGCCACUAUACUUGGGCUCCUUCAACCCCUCAGCUCGACCCAUUUGCUGUCUCUCCUGACAGCAGCAUAUGCAUUCUAUGGGCAUACGCUGUAUGCUCGUAAAAUGUUCAAUGAAUUGCCUCAAAGAAUAUCGUACAGGUCCAUGAUAAGAAUGUACGCCCAGAAUUGGUUGCCUAAAGUUGCACUCCAACUCUUCGGGGAAAUGCUGCAAUCGGAUAGACACAAGCCUGAUAGACAUACUUUCCCGUAUGUGAUUAAGGCGUGUAGUGAUUUGUUCUUACUUCAGCAGGGUGUUGUUAUUCAUGGGUUGGCUGUUAUAAGUGGUUAUAUGUGCAAUACUUUUUGGGGGAAUUCACUUUUGACCAUGUAUAUGAAUUGUGGAGAUAAAGAGGGUGCUAGGAGGGUCUUUGAUGCAAUGCAGGUACGAACUGCUGUGAUCUGGAACACCACCAUGAUCAGUGGGUAUUGCCGAAAUGAUAGUCACAAGGCGGCGUUAAUGAUUUACAGGAGAAUGGAAGAUGCGGGUGUUGACGCUGAUUGUGCCACUGUGCUUUCCCUGUUGCCUGCGUGUGGGUGUCUGAAAGAUGUUGAGAUGGGCAGAGAGGUUCACUCAUCGGUUGAACAAGUGGGUAUUUGGGACAAUUUGUCAGUUCGGAAUGCUGUUCUUGAUAUGUACGUCAAGUGUGGAAGAAUGGAUGAAGUAAGGUUGGUUUUUGAGAAGAUGAUCCAUCGAGAUGUGAUGACUUGGACUACAAUGAUCCACGGGUUCAUUUCAGAUGGCGACACAAAAAAUGCCCUAUGGUUUUCUCAAAAGAUGCAGCUUGAAGGUGUAAAGCCGAAUGCAGUAACUCUGGCAUCCCUUCUAGCUGCAUGCGCCAGUUUGCCUCAUUUGAGACUUGGUAAAUGCCUGCAUGGCUGGGCUAUCAGGCAGGACCUUCAGGCUGCUGUUAAUGUAGAAACUGGUCUCAUUGACAUGUAUGCUAAGUGCAAUUGUUUUAGGCUUAGCUAUCAGGUGUUUGCAAAGACUAGCAAGAGAGGACUGUCCCAUGGAAUGCAAUUUUGUCUGGUUGCCUUCAUAAUGAGCUUGCAAGAGAAGCCAUAGAGCUUUUCAAGUUAAUUUGUCAGAGGCUGUCAAACCUAACAAUGCAACCCCGAAAAGUGUACUUCCUGCAUUUUCCAUUGAAGCUGAUCUCAGGCAAGCAUUGAGCAUACACAGCUAUCUUCUAAGAUCUGGAUUUGUUACAAGAACUGAGGUAGCCACUGGUUUACUUGAUAUAUACUCUAAAUGUGGAAACAUAGAUAAUGGUCACAAGAUCUUCAAUGAGAUACCCAA